Spea bombifrons (plains spadefoot toad) is the source of this 1122-nucleotide messenger RNA. RefSeq names its product protein phosphatase 4 catalytic subunit (gene PPP4C). Gene Ontology annotation, molecular function: protein serine/threonine phosphatase activity. NCBI's taxonomy places the organism in Eukaryota, Metazoa, Chordata, Amphibia, Anura, Pelobatidae. Gene Ontology annotation, cellular component: cytoplasm; nucleus. Bases 184 to 1107 code for a protein of 307 amino acids. Gene Ontology annotation, biological process: double-strand break repair via homologous recombination; peptidyl-serine dephosphorylation. The transcript has 9 exons. The record is from RefSeq and is a predicted model, not a curated record.
ACGAUAGGAGCGCGCGCAGGAGCGACUGUGCAGUGCGUGACGCGGCAUUGACGUCAGCCUCUCGCGGUAGCGGGCUCUCGGUGUGCGGAGGAGGAAGCGGGAGACACCGAUACGACCGGGACAAGCACCAGCAUCCCGAGGCCCGAACCACCGCAGGUGACCGAGGCUCGGUGAGAAGGAGCCAUGACGGAGAUCAGCGACCUGGACCGUCAGAUCGAGCAGCUGAGACGCUGCGAACUCAUAAAGGAAAGCGAAGUGAAAGCCCUGUGUGCCAAGGCCCGAGAGAUCCUUGUGGAAGAGAGUAACGUCCAGAGAGUGGACUCUCCAGUCACGGUGUGCGGUGACAUCCACGGCCAGUUCUAUGACCUCAAAGAGUUGUUCAGAGUGGGAGGCGAUGUCCCCGAGACGAAUUACCUGUUCAUGGGAGACUUUGUGGAUCGAGGAUUCUACAGCGUAGAAACAUUCCUGCUCCUCCUCGCCCUGAAGGUCCGCUACCCAGACAGGAUAACUCUGAUCCGUGGGAACCACGAGAGUCGACAGAUCACUCAGGUCUAUGGCUUCUAUGACGAGUGUCUGCGCAAGUACGGCUCGGUGACAGUAUGGCGAUACUGCACAGAGAUCUUCGACUACCUCAGCCUGUCGGCCAUCAUCGACGGCAAGAUCUUCUGUGUGCAUGGCGGUCUGUCCCCCUCGAUCCAAACGCUCGACCAGAUCCGGACCAUCGAUCGCAAGCAGGAAGUGCCGCACGACGGGCCGAUGUGUGACUUGCUCUGGUCGGAUCCUGAAGAUACGACCGGCUGGGGCGUGAGUCCGCGUGGAGCCGGCUACCUGUUUGGCAGCGACGUGGUGGCGCAAUUUAAUGCCGCGAACAACAUAGACAUGAUCUGCCGCGCGCAUCAGCUGGUCAUGGAGGGUUACAAGUGGCAUUUCAAUGAAACGGUGCUCACCGUGUGGUCGGCUCCCAACUACUGCUAUAGAUGCGGCAACGUAGCUGCCAUCCUGGAGCUCGACGAGCACCUACAGAAAGAGUUCAUCAUCUUUGAGGCCGCGCCGCAGGAAACGAGAGGCAUUCCCUCCAAGAAACCAGUCGCCGACUACUUCCUGUGACCUCCCGGCCGGAGU